AUGUCUUCCGCCUUGCUGGUACCACGCAAAAUUCGGCGCUUCCGCACGCAACUGCACCAGCCCCUGUGGAUAGCCAGGAAACGGCAGGGAGGAUCAAUAACGGCGGCGAGCGAUCCUCUAAAUUUUCGACCAGGUCGCCUGUUUUUCGUUGAUGGCAAAUCGCACGGCUACAGUUUUCUCGUCGGCACAGGUGCUCAAGUCAGUGUGUUGCCUGCAAGCGCCCUGGACUGUCGACGUUCCCCCAUUCGUCACCUCUCCGCAGUCAACGGCACCGCCGUUCCUGUCUAUGCUGAGAGGUCCUCGGCUCUGGAUUUGGCUUUGCGACGGCAAUUUCGCUGGAUUUUCCUCGUGGCCGUCGUCACGCACCCCGUUGUUGUCGUUGACUUCUUGAACCACUUCCGUCUCAUGGUUGACACCGCCCGUCGGCGUCUUGUCGACUCAACGACGACACUUUCUGUGGCCGGCAUUCUAAAGUUCCACCGUUCUGCGCGGCACAGCGUCCUUGGCAUUAAACCAGCCAGCCCGCAAACUGUUUACGGAACGUUGCUCGCCGACUUCCCCAGCCUUACCCAGCUUUCUGACUGGAGUCGUCCCGUGCAACACGAUGUUGUACAUCGUCACCACGGGCCAUCCCACCCAUGCCAAACCACGCCGUCUUGCACCAGAAAAGCUCGUCAUCGCCCGCCAGGAGUUCGAGCAAAUGCUUCAAAUCGGCAUCGCUCGACUUCUGACAAUAGCUGGUCUUCAGCAUUCCACAUGGUUCCCAAGAAAACGGGUGAUUAA
This is a messenger RNA of Ornithodoros turicata, 783 nucleotides long. RefSeq lists its product as uncharacterized. The coding region runs from base 1 to 783 and encodes 260 amino acids. The transcript has a single exon. The record is from RefSeq and is a predicted model, not a curated record. Lineage: Eukaryota; Metazoa; Arthropoda; Arachnida; Ixodida; Argasidae.